This is a messenger RNA of Xiphias gladius (swordfish), 1356 nucleotides long. RefSeq lists its product as uncharacterized. NCBI's taxonomy places the organism in Eukaryota, Metazoa, Chordata, Actinopteri, Istiophoriformes, Xiphiidae. The coding region runs from base 264 to 1244 and encodes 326 amino acids. Gene Ontology annotation, biological process: S-methylmethionine cycle. The record is from RefSeq and is a predicted model, not a curated record. The transcript is spliced from 8 exons. Gene Ontology annotation, molecular function: S-adenosylmethionine-homocysteine S-methyltransferase activity; zinc ion binding.
CAGCGGUGGCCUGGUGGAAUUGUAGUGGUCGGCAUCAACCCAAUUUUUAAAAUUUCAAGCGCCUUUAAACGCAAACUUUGAACCUUCUCUGUUACCCGGAACAACAACAGUCUGAAACGCAACCUGAAGUAUUUCAUGUACUUUAUUACACUUUUAUGUUGUAGGCGUCUGUGUUAAUAGUUUUAUCCCCUCGACUGUGUGUGCUUAGUGUGAACAAGAGUCUUGGACAUAACGCCAGUGCCUCUUAAUUGAAGUGUUUCUCCAUGGGUUCUCGUCUAAGACCCUACAUGAGUGAUACUGGACCCUUGAUUCUGGAUGGUGGACUAGCAACUGAACUGGAAGCUCAAGGAACUAGUUUACAGGGAGAUCCGCUGUGGAGCGCCAGGCUAUUGCGUACUAAUCCACAGGCCAUUAGAGAUGCUCAUUACAGGUUCCUCCUCAGUGGUGCUGAUGUUGUCACCACAGCUACAUAUCAGGCAAGCAUUACAGGAUUCAUCGCUCACCUGGAUGUGAGCUCUGAAUGUGCCAGAGAGCUGCUGAUGUCUGGAGUUCAACUGGCCGAAGAGUCAGUAAAGAGAUUUGUCUCUGACACUCGUCCAACAGGGCAGAGACGUCCCUUGGUUGCAGGCUCUGUUGGACCGUACGGGGCUUUUCUCCACAACGGUUCAGAGUACACUGGGGCUUAUGCAAAGGAGAUGAGCAUUGAGGAGCUUAAAGUUUGGCAUCGGCCACAGAUGGAUUGCUUAGCAGCAGCAGGAGCUGAUCUCAUUGCUUUUGAGACAAUCCCAAGUCUCAAGGAGGCAGAGGCUCUGGUGGAGCUGCUGAGAGAGUUCCCAAACUCUAAAGCCUGGCUCUCCUUCUCUUGUAAGGAUGGGAGGUGUAUAUCAGACGGCAGCCCAUUCACAGAUGCAGUGCAGAUUGCUAAAAGAUCCACACAACUGGUUGCUGUAGGAGUCAACUGCUGUUCUCCAGCCCUGGUGGAGCCGCUGCUGGACUCUGCCGGGUCCCUGCUGAGCCAAGACAUGAGCUGGGUGGUGUACCCUAACAGUGGAGAGGAGUGGGACGCUGAGCGGGGGUGGUUAACAUCAGGGAAAACAUCAGCAUCAAUACCUAAACUCAGUCAAACAUGGAUGAAGCAAGGUGCUGCUUUGAUAGGAGGUUGCUGCCGUAUUGGUCCAGCUCACAUAGCAGAGUUGCGACAGCAGUUAAAAGGAAGUCGCACAUCUCCAGCCUCUGCAGUGUGAAUGGACUGAAAAUAUAAUGGUGAUUGUUGUAAAGAAAGAUGUCUGUUUCAGGAAUUUAUAAAAAUUCUUAAUUUAUUGUAAAGUAAACAAAUAAAUAAACCAUUACAUCAAA